Trichobilharzia szidati is the source of this 2029-nucleotide messenger RNA. The record is from the annotation of a GenBank genome assembly. Lineage: Eukaryota; Metazoa; Platyhelminthes; Trematoda; Strigeidida; Schistosomatidae.
CUCGCGGGCACUCAAAAUUACGGCCGCCGACAGGGUGCUGCACUCCUAACCUGGUAUUCAGAGAUGGCUGAUAACUACAGUGGUUUACUUACUCAAACGUAUUUGCUUAAAGGCGCAUUUGGCCCUAUAAUUGAUUAUCUUCCAAAACUGGCAAAAAAUUUAAGAAGCCUGAAGGAGUCAUUAUGCCUUCUAUCUAAGACUGAUUCGUCGUCCAUCGUUUUACCGAACUCCAAAAGAGCAUCAACUGAAAUUGAAUUAAACACACUAAUCACUGGUAUGCUUGAAGACUCUUCUGUUAUCGGUCAACUGAUCCGUAAUUUCUAUUGUUCACAUCAAAACAGUGAUUUUGUUAAUUGUUUGAAGUCCAUUGUCAUUCAGGCGAGUAAGCCUACUCAGACCAUGAGUUGUGGCAUCAGGGAUAUUUUAAUCAGAAAACAAAUGGAUCAUGUGCGCGCUUUUCUCAGGAUUAAUUCAAACCGUACAUUGAAAGCUAGUAUAUCCCAAAAAUGCACAAUGCAAACACCUCAUUCAAGAGCCAAUUAUUUAAAGAGUCGUAUUAUGGAGUUGAAAUCCAGAAUAGAAGAUAAAAAAAUGUACCUUUCUGACGGUAAGGUGGAUACAGUAGAUCUCGAGAGCCUUUUGGCGGAUAAAAGAAAGUCAAUAUUACGGUUGCAUGAAGAGUCUGAAAAUCUGCUGUCUAAUUUACCUUCAUUAUGUGAAGAGGUGAAGCAUGCGAAGCAGGAAUUAUCGAAUCAGAUGAAUGAAACAGUCAAUAAAUGUCCAUCUGAUGAUUUAUUCAAAAGGAUACUUCAGAAAAUCACCAACAAUGGAAAAUGUUCUGGCAACAAAACCGUCGCCGAGAGAUUGUGUGCCAAUAGUUUAUACACAGGUUGUUGUCGUUUGUUUGCUUUGAGUGAACAUGAUGUCACGAGCCCAAAUAUACUACUGAAAUCUAUUCGAAAUCUGGUUCAUGAAUAUGCUUCAGCCCAACAAGAAUCCGAGUUCCUGGAUGAUAUGUUGAUGACUCUUAAAAGAAAUCGAAUUAAUUACAAUAAAGUUCGAGAGGAUGAUAAGAAAUCUCAAGCAAAGAGUUUGGAGAAUUAUGAUUCCGAUGUGAAAACACUUGAAGCUAUUGAUGAAACAAAAGAUAUUAUUUACUUCUUUGAAGAAUAUCUACUUCGUAGGUAACCUUUUCUUUUGAAAUAUAGAAAAUAUCCUCGCUGUUUUUACCACUAGAGGUCAAUAAUUAAUUCCUGAAGAAAAGGUAGAGACAUACGCCUGUAUUGUUAAUCAUAAUCAGACAACUGGCUACAUACGUGUUCUUCAUUGAGAAAAGAAAUUCCCACAUCACUUAUCGUAUAAUGUAAAUAUAAUAAAUUUUUCUUACUGUGUAUACCUGUUUAUCGCUUUCAUAUGUAUAUUAAUUGCCCAGUGUACUCGAAAUAAGCAUUUUACAGUUAGUUUGCUACGGAUUUGAGUUGAUUUUCAAGUUUAAAUUUAGCACCAAAGCAAGCCAGUACGGCAACAGCUUCGAAAAAGCCAUUGUUCACAAAACUACCUAUUAUGUAAUCAGACUAAACACUUGUUUAUUUCUUAAUAACUCUACAUUUUCUCCGAAAUUACGCAUUAUGCAAGCCACUGGUUGUAAUCAUUUCUAUCCCUUAAUUGUGUGUAUUAGUUUUCUGGGUUAAUUAUUACCCCUUAACGUGUUGAUGCUGACUAAAUAUUGUCAACAAAGAUAUCAGUGCGACUAGAUUGGUAAAGAUUUUUUGUAUUGUAUUAUAUGCUAUGUAUAUUAGAGUAGAUAUUGUUGAUUGGACACUGAUCAGUAAGUAGUGUGUUCAAUCAAAAAUAUUCAGUACAGUCUCCUACAGGAGGUGAAUUGUGAGCCUGAAUAGCUCAGUGGUAAGGUCUGUGACUGAGGCACUGAGUGACGCGGGUUCGAAACGCAAGAGGGACAUGAGUUCCUUCGAGGUUGCAGAUGCAUACUGAUGAUGCACGAAACCUGGGUCCCGGCAAAGCUUCCUCC